AUGGUUAGCAAUAACUUUGUUAAAGAUACUUCUACACUACACAAUCCGUCAUGGUUAUUGCUGAGCAUCAGUAUAUCCAGAACUGUCUUUGUCUUGACAGUAAAAUAUAGACACGAUCUUAGUACAUCUACUGUCAUUAUUGCUCUUGUUAAGCAAGAUAUUCUCCCAAAAACGCAGAGCUUCGUCCCUUUCUAUACUCAAGUGCCAUUAAAUCACGAGAGUACAUCAAAAAAGCUCACAAGAAAAUCUACGGUGAUUGUAUUUGUUAUAAGCUUUGUAGAACAAGGACGAAAUCCUGAUAUCUUCACUCAAGGUUUCGUUGAAAGAGCAGCAAGCGAAAACCAGUUUACUAAUGGCAAAAUCAAAGCUGUCGAUUAUAAUCGAGGUCUUGCGACUGCAACCAACCUUUUACCCACAUUUCGUACCUCCAUUUUGCCAAAUGGCUUCACUGUUGCUACUGAGGAAAACCCUGCUUCGCAAACCGCCACUGUAGGCGUUUGGAUUGAUGCAGGUUCGCGUGCCGAGAAUGUGAAGAAUAAUGGAUCCGCCCAUUUCCUGGAACACAUGGCUUUCAAGGGCACGAAUCGACGUACGCAACGUGAUCUUGAACUACAAAUCGAAAACAUGGGUGGCCAUUUGAACGCUUAUACCUCGCGCGAACAAACAGUGUAUUAUGCUAAAGCGUUCAAGCACGACGUACCGCAAGCGGUCGACAUUCUAUCCGACAUUUUACAAAACUCCCGUCUAGAUCCAGGUGCCAUUGAACGUGAACGUGACGUUAUCUUGCGCGAACAAGAAGAAGUGGAAAAGCAAAUGGAGGAAGUUGUGUUUGACCAUUUGCACGCCACAGCCUUUCAAAAGGAGCCGCUCGGUCUGACCAUCUUAGGCCCCAAAGAAAACAUUCAAUCAUUGACGCGUAACGACUUGUCUUCAUAUAUCAAAACCAAUUAUACUGGCGAACGAAUGCUUUUGGUGGGCACGGGUGGCAUAGACCACGACGCUCUCGUCAGAUUGGCCGAAAAUCACUUUGGUAGCUUGCCAACGAUUGCCAGCGCACAGACCAGCAAGAGUGCCAUCAAGAAGCCUGUUUUCACGGGCUCCGAGUUACGUAUCCGCGACGACAAUUCGCCACAAGCACAUAUUGCCAUUGCUGUAGAGGGUGCUAGCUGGACUUCGCCCGAUUAUUUCCCUUUGCUGGUAAUGCAAUCCAUCAUUGGCUCGUGGGAUCGUUCCUUGGGCGCAACCGGCCAUCUCGAUUCCCGUUUAUCGUCUGUCGUACAUAAGCAUCAGCUCGCCAACUCAUUCAUGUCGUUCAAUACCUCGUACAAGGAUACUGGCUUGUGGGGUAUCUACUUGGUGACCGAAAACAAGGAUAGAAUCGACGACCUGGUCCACUGCACACACAACGAGUGGAUUCGAUUGGCAUCAACAGUGACGGCUAGUGAGGUCGAGCGUGCCAAACAGCAGCUCAAGGCAGGACUGUUACUUGGUUUGGAUGGAUCCACUGCAAUUGCCGAAGACAUUGGGCGCCAGCUUUUGACUUCGGGCGCACGCAUGUCGCCAAAGGAGGUCGAGGAGACUGUUGCCAAGGUUACAGUUGAUGAUGUGCGUCGUGUGGCUCGUGAAUAUCUCUGGGAUCGUGAUGCAGCUGUUGUUGCCAUAGGUCCUGUUGAUGGCAUGGCCGACUACAACCGCUUGCGAUCAAGUGUAUCUAAUUAA
Messenger RNA from Zychaea mexicana, 1719 nucleotides. RefSeq names its product Metalloenzyme, LuxS/M16 peptidase-like protein. Lineage: Eukaryota; Fungi; Mucoromycota; Mucoromycetes; Mucorales; Lichtheimiaceae. Gene Ontology annotation, cellular component: mitochondrion; mediator complex. Gene Ontology annotation, molecular function: metalloendopeptidase activity; metal ion binding; transcription coregulator activity. Gene Ontology annotation, biological process: regulation of transcription by RNA polymerase II. The transcript is spliced from 7 exons. Bases 1 to 1719 code for a protein of 572 amino acids. The record is from RefSeq and is a predicted model, not a curated record.